UAGACAUUCAUCGUUCCCCUUCUUUCGAGAUUCAGCAAGCAAGAGAUAUACAAUGAGUCGCGCUCUUAGCAAAUAAAAAGUUGCGCUUUCACGAGCAAAUAUUAUUCGACGAUGUAGCGAUGCUUAUAUAAAGCAAUUUGUAUACGUGCGAAUAACAUGUGAUCGAUGAUAAUAUAAAAUGAAUGUAGUUUAAUAAAUACAAGAUAUUUGUUCGAUUUGUGCUAUUAUAAAGCGGAGCACUUGAGUAGUGUGCUUUCAUGUUUACAUGUUGCGCGCACGUCAAAUCGAUACGUCGUGUGCAUGUGCGACCGAGUUUAAUGAGUGAAUUAUGAAAUUUGUACAUGACGGAAAAGCUCGCACGUGGUUUAUAAUCCAUCGCGUUGUGCAAAUGUACUUUUUGUUUGGAAUUUAGAUACAUAGAGAACCUGUAAUAGCAAACUUGGAAAAUAUUGAAAGACGUCGAUAAAUAUAUAUUUAUCAAAGUAUAACUGAAGAAGUAUUAAAGUUGUUGCUGGAGAUACGUGUUGGAGGUGAAUAUAAUUCGAAACGAUUCAAAAGCUUCUAUGGGAUAUAAUAUUGCGAAUUGGGAAAUGAUACGCACGAGGGAGGAAUUGGUGGAGAAAUUAGGUCUGGACGGCGUGGAUGAUACUAAUACUUUGUUGAACAAUAUGGUAGACGUCAGAGCGUGCUACAAACCUAGCGGAAAAUCAUGGUUUCGUGGCGUUCGAAGCAGUAAAUUUCGCCACGUUUACGGUGUACCUGCUAAACGAGAAAAAUGUUACGACAAUAUCAAGAUCACGAAGAACGCCCACGACUCACAAUUUUGCGCUGUGAAUCCCAAAUUCCUUGCCAUUGUGACGGAAGUGGCGGGCGGCGGGGCAUUCUUGGUUUUGCCGCUUGAUCGCACUGGUAGGCUAGAUUUUAACGCCAGCAGAGUAACUGGACACACUGGACCGGUUCUGGACAUCAAAUGGAAUCCGUUCAACGAUAAUAUCAUCGCUUCCUGUUCCGACGAUUGUACUAUAAAAUUGUGGCACAUUCCUGACGGUGGAUUAUCACGAAAUCUCACCGAAUGGUUAGUGGAGCUGCAAGGACAUAAACGUCGUGUUGCAUACAUAGAAUGGCAUCCUGUUGCUGAGAAUGUGCUAUUCAGUGCUGGCUUUGAUCACCUUGUUAUCGUAUGGGAUAUAAAUAAAGGAGAGGCUGUCAAUAUAAUUGAUAGGCAUCCUGAUGUGAUCUACAGUAUAUCAUUAAAUCGUGAUGGUAGCUUAUUGGCGACAACAUGCAAGGAUAAAAAAUUAAGGGUUUUUGAGCCAAGAUCUGGUAUCGUAGUCUCUGAAGGGAUCUGUCAUGCUGGAACAAAAGCUAGUAAAGUGGUUUUCCUUGGUAGUUCUGGUCGUCUUCUUACGACAGGUUUCAGUCGACAUUCUGACAGGCAGUAUGCUAUCUGGAGUCAGCAUGAUUUGAAUAUACCAUUAACAUGCGAAACAAUUGAUUCUUCCAGUGGAGUAGUUUUUCCAUAUUAUGAUAACGAUACGAACAUGGUAUAUUUGGCAGGAAAGGGUGAUGGUAAUAUUCGAUAUUAUGAGAGUAACGAAGCACCUUGGAUGCAUUAUCUUAGUCAAUUCAUCUCUGGAAAUCCUCAACGAGGAUUAGGUGUAAUGCCAAAAAGAGGCGUUAAUACUGCUAUAUGCGAAGUAUUCAGAUUUUAUAAAUUACAUGCGACUCGAGGAAUGUGCGAGCCGAUAUCCAUGAUAGUUCCUCGAAAAAGCGAUCAAUUCCAAGAAGAUUUGUAUCCCGAUACUAUAGGUACUUGUCCAGCUUUAUCAGCUAGAGAUUGGAUAAGCGGGAUGAAUAAUCCACCAAUUUUAAUUUCUUUGAAAACCGGUGGUAGUAUUACCACGCACAAGCCACGAAUAUAUAAACCACCUCAACUUCCACCAACGACUGACUUGAAUAAUAAAAAGAAAUUCGCUUUCUUGUCUACCGAAACUGUACCAGAUUACAGGCCCAUCGAGUUUCACGAUAUGUCGGAGAAAAGUCAAAAGACAUCUAGUAAUCAAAGUACUAAAUUUCAGCAACUGCAACAAAAAUUCGGCAAUGUUGUAUUACAGAAAAAUAUCAUUUCUUCUCCACUGAAUGAUAAUAAGGUCUUAGAAAAUGUGGACAUUCCUAAUAAUGAAGCGGAAUUGAGAUUAGCAUUUGUUCGCCAAACCGAUGAAUUGAGAUUGGUACGAAGACAACUUGCAAACAGUCAGUUACGCGUUAAAGAAUUGGAGGAACAAAUUCGCAAACUUCAGCGUUAGUAAAUAUACAAUUUUUUCGAAAUAUAUAACGUAUGCGCCGAAUAAAAUUUUUUGUAGCUUUGUUGCUAAUUAUACAACAAACAUGGUACUUAACAAAGUGAUAAAACGAAUAUACGUGUAUUGUUUAUGGCAGUCUAAACGCCUACGCUUUUAACAAAAUUUACAUACACAUAAAAAAAAGAACAAAAAGAAAAAGAAGAAAAUAAAAGAUAUUUAAAGAUAAUCGAGAAACUUUAUGAACUGGAAAUGCUAGUUACAAUUAUAUAUGCUAUAAUAUAAUUAUAUAAUUCUCUCUAAUGUAUCUUAUGAAUGAUACAUGAUGCAUUUUAUAGAAUUUCGCAUUUUUCUAUAUCUUUGUUGUAUAUCUUUUUUCUUUGCAAUUUUUUACAUGGUUCAUCAUCACAUGGUUCAUAUAUCAUUGUUAGAAAAAAACGCAGCAAUGAAGCAACAAUAAUUUAGUCAAUUUUUUUUAAGAUACAUAAAUGCAGUACAUUGUUCUGCUCUAGAGAAACUGAACAAAAAGAUGAACAAAUAAUUGUGAUUUAUACUAUUGCCUUCACUAUACAAACGAGUUUUUGUCUAUAUAAAAUCUUAAUAUUUCUCCAAGAUGCAAUGUUUUAUCGAAUGACUUUUAAAUAUUUCAUGAUGAUAUGAAGUUCUCUUUUGGUUCUAUGAAGUUUAAUUUUUUUUAUUUGCAUAUAAAAAAUAUAAUGUAUAAAAUGUAUACAUAUUAUUGAUUGUGCAAACUGUCUUAUCUUUUUAGAAAAUAAUUUUUUAAAAUUAUAUUAUCAAAAAGAAGGAGAAAGAUUAACUUGAUAUAAAGACGCAAAACUUGAACGAAGUAUUAAAUGUUCAGUACAUAAAGAAUUGUACCUGUCUUGUGCAUAUGCACGUUUAUCGUAUGCGAUUCGUUUUAUAUAUAUAGAAUUGUCAUACAUAGAGUGAUAAAUAAAUGCAAAGAUAUUUAAGAGUUGCGAAGAGGAUAUUAUGAAUGUAAUAAAACGAUCAUUCGAAAAUAGCACAAGAUGCAAGAAUUAAUAAUGACUAAUAAUUAAAAUUAAAAUUUCUUUCUAAGA
Molecule: messenger RNA, 3382 nt
Organism: Apis florea (little honeybee)
Lineage: Eukaryota; Metazoa; Arthropoda; Insecta; Hymenoptera; Apidae
Product: coronin-2B
Molecular function (GO): actin filament binding
Source: RefSeq, a predicted model, not a curated record